ACUGCCGAAUUGCGGAGCGACAUGCUACAUGAAUGCGGUGCUCCAGGCAGUCGCGUCGGUCCCUGGUGUGGCGCGUAUUAACUGGCUCGAAUGGGCGGAGGGCGAUAUACAUUCCAAAUCGUGGUAUCUCAGGAAGAUUUUUGGAUCGAUGAAGGGUCAGAUAGAGGGCGACAUUUCUCAAAACCUCCUCGGCGAGUUCAGUGAUAAGGUGAUGGCUGAUGACAGCGAGCAGCCACAGAAAGACGCAGCUGAGUUUUUUCAGAAUAUGAUGAGGCCAGCUGACGAUGGCUCACUUGGUGCGCAUUUUGGAGCUGACGAUGGCUCACUUCGUGCGCAUUUGGCGACGAUUUUUGAGCAUGGACAUGUGUUUGAAGAAAGUUUUGCAGCAGAUUCUUCUGCGGAAAGGCCUAGCCAAGAAGCACUGGAUAGUCCGGAACCGAAUCAAUUGAUUACGGCAAAGCUCCAGGACAAAUAUCUUGUCACCCAGUUAAUGUUUCCCCCGGGGCUGGCGCCUGGCACAGCACUCAAUUUUCAAGAUGUUCUUUCACAUAAUUUGGAGAAAUGGGAAGAAGUAGACGGGGGUGUCGUCGAAGGAUCGCAAUGGCGGCGGGAGCGCCUUGCACCUAUGGCUAUCGAUGGUGCGGGAGUCAUGGGCGAGGGGCUCGUCUUUCAGCUAGUACGUUUUCACACACCACCUCAUAAACUACAAAAUGAAGUGAGCAACAUUAAACGCACUGACCUGAAUUUAAGAAGCUACAUCAGCAAGGCGAAUGGUGAAGAGAUUGAUGUGCCGCUGUAUGAUCUCUUUGCUGUGGUGUAUCACCAGGGAACUAGUCUCGGCAGCGGCCACUAUUUUACCGCUUGUCGUGUGGGUGGGGUAGACGACUGGUACGUUUUUAACGAUAAAGCAGUAUCGAAGCUGCCAGAGCACAAUCGCAAUAACCUUCAUUUACAAGUCGAUGGCGGCGAUCCGUAUCUUCUUUUCUACGCCAAAAUUAAGGCUACUGCAAUUGCAUCCUCGGCGUCAUCCUUGGCAUUUUUUCUGCGCGUGAAAAAUAGUCCAAGGCUUCGGUCGUGGAUACAACCACAGUUGUAGCUCUAACAAUUAUGGGUCUAAGGCGCCUGCGGAGAACUGAGAUGCUGUAGCCCGUGGGGAGGGAGGAAAUUUAGACGAUUCUGGGGGUGGUGCAUUGGUCGGAGAUGCUGGGGGUGCGGGUGGUGGAGUAGCAGGAGGUGGAGCAGCUGGGGGUGGAUCAACCGUUCCGCUUCUGUAAUCGAAUCGUUGGUAUUUUCAAAGCCUCCAGUUGCAAAGGCGCAUAUACAUAGCAAUAGCAGCAAGCGGCGGAUUGGUCGAAAGUGCUGGAGGUGCGGCGAAUGGGGGAGCUUGAAGUGGGAGCGUUAUAUGGGAUGAACUUGGUCUUUGUGGUCCACAUGCAGUACUCUAAGAUGAAGUCGGAGGCGGUUCGUAGGAUGCAAGUGCGACGGAGAGUCGGAAAAUGGAUGAGGAGGGGAGAUCGGAAGAGAAGGAAGGAAAAGGAUGGAAGUGAAGGUGCUACUGGGGUGUGGACGUUCAAAAUUGUAUUUGUAGAGCGCAGGCUCAGGAAGAAUUUGGUUGAAAUUGAAUGAUGGGAUUCAUAGACUUAACUGACUUCGGGACGAGAGAAAACGUAACAAUUACUGAAUGGAAUAAGAUAGGAAUCAGGUAGGAUUGAGAAAAAUACUAAAGUGUUCGACGCCAGAAAAAAUGAACGAGAAAAUAAUUACUUGCAUACGUGGUUGUUUGUAUUUAUUAGAUGAUGGGCAGUCCGGUGAGAAAGAAAAUAUAUAAUUGUUGGACCCGGUGACUGUUUCUGCCUGUGGUUUUUACUGUCUACAACGGUGGAAGUGUAGAGGUAUCUUACACAGAAGCAUUGGAAGUGAGAAGGGGCCAUAUACAUGUGGAGUUCGUAGACUACGUCCAUCAGGAGAUACGAAGAUCGGGAGACGAAUUGAAAAAUAGAUUUAUCGAGUAUUGAAUACUAGAGCUAUUUGAAUGGAAUAGAGAUAUGCAAAAUCGGAUAGAGGUAUGUAAAAUCGAAUAUAGGUAUGCACAAUUGGAUAUUAGAGGUAUGUGAAAUCGAAUAUAGGUAUUGACAAUUGAAUAGAAGUGUUAAAUUGGAUAGGUUCCUUGAAGAACGAAGACCUGAUAUGAUAAAAAAGAGUGGUCAGCAAACGCACAUCAUUGAAUGCACUAUUUAAGCGAUAAAGUAGACGUGAUUACCGUGAUACCAAGGGAAAAGAUGAUGACUAUGUGCUAGAUGAAUUAUUACCAACGCAAGGAAGACAUAAAAAAAAAUUAUUUUUUAGGGAACAGCAUGGCACCUCCGGGUUGGAGGUUCUCCACGUGAUGACUCAACGAUGAAGGCCAGAAGAGAUGCAGGGGAACUCACUUGGGAUAUCGAUAUCGGCGCCAUGAUAAACCAUACGUACCUGAGAACUGAACUGAAAAAUGCUUCUUGGUGACCACACCUGGAUUGGGGACGCAGAGCCACGUCCUUGCACUGAACUGAAUAUGAUGCCUGUGCGCAAUUCUACCGCUCAACAUGCAAGUGGCAUCCCGUCUUUGAUAAUUAUAUCACACUGACGAAGUAGCUGCAAGAGGUAGGUG
Amoebophrya sp. A25 is the source of this 2647-nucleotide messenger RNA. Lineage: Eukaryota; Dinophyceae; Syndiniales; Amoebophryaceae. The record is from the annotation of a GenBank genome assembly.